GAAUAAACCCUCACAAGAUUCUCAUUUGCUUUAUUCAUCUCUGUUUCCGGUCCCUUCUCUUUCUUCACCAACAUUUCUCAUUUUAAAUUAAUCUCUCCUCAAAUCCACUGCCGGACAAAGUUCAGGGUAGCGCCGGCGACUGUUUACGGAAAAUUUACAGCACCAAGAUUAUGACGGCAGUUGAUGGACUUGUGCCCAUAACCAGGACUUUUUUGGCUUCUUAUUAUGACAAAUAUCCAUUUUCACCUCUCUCCGACGAUGUAUCUCUUCUGUGCGAUGAAAUCCGGUCAAUAGCGCGUGAUCUGCAACAUGAUCCUCCCUUGAGCGAAGGAGAAAGCUUAUUGGUGCGAGAAGCAGAUAGUAUCCCACCUCACAAAAUUGAUGAGAACAUGUGGAAAAAUCGAGAACAUAUUGAAGAAAUUAUUUUGUUGCUGGAAAGAUCCAAUUGGCCUACAAUGCUUCAGCAACAGUCAACGGCUCAACAAACUGAACUUGGAUAUGUCCUCUCACGAUUAAAAGGAAAACUUGAAAAUACUCUGAAGCUAUUGGAAACUUUCCAAGCUAAGAAUUCUGAACAUGUAUUCAACACAGUCAUGACUUACCUGCCUCAAGACUUCCGAGGUACACUAAUUAGACAACAGAAAGAGCGCUCUGAGAGAAAUAAAAAAGCUGCAGUUGAUGCUAUAGUUAACUCUGGUGGAAGUAUUCAGGAACGGUAUGCAUUGUUGUGGAAGCAACAGAUGGAAAGACGGACACAAUUAGCUCAGCUUGGUUCGGCAACAGGUGUUUAUAAGACUCUGGUGAAGUACUUAGUAGGAGUGCCACAAGUGUUAUUGGAUUUCGUUCGGCGGAUAAAUGAUGAUGAAGGGCCCAUGGAAGAACAGCGAAGUCGUUAUGGUCCUCCUCUGUACAGCCUUACCAAAAUGGUGCUUAAUAUUCGACUCUUUCUAUCUCUUCUGUGGAAGCACUUUGAAGCAGGAAACCCGCACUUGAAUAAAAUAUAUAUUUUUGAGAAAGCCGUGGAUGUCUAUACAUCUGAAUUUGAAAGAUUCAUCAAGUUUAUCGGUGUGGUGUUUACAAACUCUCCAUUUUUUAUUACUGCCGAGGAUUCUGGCGCAUCAGAAGCCAGUAAAGACGAGGAGUACCAGGAAACAAGUGUCCCAGCAGGAAAAACUCAUGAGGUUUCGUUAAAGGUUGAAGAUAUAAAUUCAUAUAUUGCUUGGGAUUUCUCUUUGGUUCAAGGAAGAAUGAAUUUGGAUAUUGGUUUUAGCAUGGAGUGUGAAGAUAUUUCAGGACAGAAAAGGCCAAUUUUACCUUACAGACGCUAUGAAUCUGACCAAGGUAACUUCUGCACAUGCAUGCCUGGAAAUUACAAGCUCAUAUGGGACAAUUCAUACUCUUCGUUCUUCAGUAAGGUCCUGCGUUACAAGGUGGACUGUAUUCCUCCAGUUGCGGAGCAGCUGGCUGUGCCCGAUCCAUCGCAAGGAGUAGUCGAGUAGAAGGCUGAAAGCAUCUCUAGAUUGUGUGAAGGGUGUUACUAAUACUUUUGUUGUGACAAAGUUGCAUAGUGAAACUUCAUACUUGUAAAACCACUCACAUCCAUUUCUGUGUUGCCUGUGGGGUCACUUGUAUUUUUUUGUAAAUUGUAAUCAUUUUAUUCAGAUUGAGGUAAACUUUUUAGAAUCAUUAUUUUUUUCUGUACCAAGGUAUCAAACAAGGCUGUCAUAUGAUAUAUCUCGUAUCUGGUCAGAUCAA
Cuscuta epithymum is the source of this 1755-nucleotide messenger RNA. The record is from the annotation of a GenBank genome assembly. NCBI's taxonomy places the organism in Eukaryota, Viridiplantae, Streptophyta, Magnoliopsida, Solanales, Convolvulaceae.